Scatophagus argus is the source of this 4248-nucleotide messenger RNA. RefSeq names its product kinesin family member 19 (gene kif19). Gene Ontology annotation, biological process: microtubule-based movement. The record is from RefSeq and is a predicted model, not a curated record. NCBI's taxonomy places the organism in Eukaryota, Metazoa, Chordata, Actinopteri, Scatophagidae. The transcript is spliced from 21 exons. Bases 419 to 3466 code for a protein of 1015 amino acids. Gene Ontology annotation, molecular function: microtubule binding; microtubule motor activity; ATP binding.
CGCAGUACACCACAAUAUUUUUAGAUUGAUACGGAACGCCACAGAAAAACAACAAAGAAAACCGUUUAACUUAACCAACGGUUUGUAAUUCGUGUAGCUGCGUUUGUAUGUGUGAAGGAAAAGACAAUCGCCUAAUUAAAGGGGAAAAAAACGACAACAACAUAAAACAAAAGUAAAUCAAGGUGAUAUGUUUUUCAGGCGUAACACUUUCUAAAACGUUAAACAAAAAAAAGAGGAGUUCCUCUCAUGUCACAGUCGGAAGUGGUUAACAUUGUUUACUGUGACGUUCGCCUGCUCGCUGCUCGGCGGAUCUCCAGGGACAACAGAGGUGGCAUGCAGGUGGAGACAGCGAGGAGGAUGGUCCAGUGUCCCGUCCGGUGUUGACGCUCCGUACUCUCCACUGGGACCGACAGGGACCAUGAAGGACACGGGGGAAUCAAAGGACCACCAGCUGACUGUUGCUUUGAGGAUUCGACCUCUCAGCGAUGCUGAGCAGGAGGAGGCGGCUACGAUUGUGGCCCACAGAGUGGACGACCAGAUGGUGGUUCUGAUGGACCCCAUGGAGGACCCGGACGACAUCCUGCGUGCCAACCGCUCCAGGGAGAAGACUUACAUGUUUGACGUAGCGUUUGACUACUCAGCCAGCCAGGAGGAGGUGUACCGAGCUACAACCAAAGGGCUGAUUGAGGGCCUCAUAUCAGGCUACAAUGCCACCGUGUUUGCCUAUGGACCAACAGGCUGCGGGAAGACGUACACCAUGUUGGGGACAGACAAGGAGCCAGGCAUCUACGUUCGGACGCUGAAUGACCUGUUCCGUGCCAUUGAGGAGACCAGUGACGACAUGCUGUAUAGCGUCUCCAUGUCCUAUCUGGAGAUCUAUAAUGAGAUGAUCCGUGACCUGCUGAACCCAUCCUCGGGUUUCUUGGACCUGAGAGAAGACUCUAAAGGAGUGAUUCAGGUCGCUGGCAUCACAGAGGUGUCUACCAUCAAUGCACAAGAGAUCAUGGAGUUGUUAAUGAAGGGCAACAAGCAGCGCACCCAGGAGCCAACAGCCGCCAAUCAGACGUCGUCUCGCUCCCAUGCUGUACUGCAAGUGGCUGUCAAGCAGCAGAGUCGGAGUCGAGACGUCCUGCAGGAGGUCCGCUUCGCGCGCCUCUUCAUGAUCGACCUCGCCGGCUCCGAACGAGCAGCGCAGACUCAGAAUAGGGGUCAGCGAUUGAAAGAGGGGGCCCACAUCAACCGCUCCCUCCUGGCUUUGGGCAACUGCAUCAACGCCCUGAGUGACAAAAAUGGCAACAAGUAUGUCAACUAUCGAGACAGCAAGUUGACUCGCCUGCUGAAGGACUCGUUGGGCGGGAACAGCCGAACGGUCAUGAUAGCCCAUAUUAGCCCCGCCUCUGUGGCUUUUGAGGAGUCUCGUAACACGCUGACGUACGCUGACCGUGCCAAAAGCAUUCGAACACGGGUAAAGAAGAACCUGAUGAAUGUGUCAUACCACAUCGCUCAGUACACAAACAUCAUCUCAGACCUGCGCUGUGAGAUCCAGCGGCUCAAGAAGAAGAUCGCAGACCAGGCGAGCCGCCAGCUCAACUCAGACCGGGCCGACAUCCGCCACGUUCAGGCGGAGGUCCAGGCCCACUCCAGCCAGCAGAGUCGGGCGGAGAUGGACCAUCUGAGGGAGCAGCUCCUGGAUGCUUUCCGCCAGCAGAUGGAGAUAAGGAGGAGCCUGAUAGAGCUUGAAAACAGCAACAUGGAGAUCCAGAUUGACACCUCCAAACACCUGCUCACCAUUGCAGACUGGGAGCAGGAGCGCAGUAGGCGCAGGAGGAAAUGGCGGGCUGAGAGGAGGAAGGAAAGUGUCAAUAAGGAUGAAAGUGAGAAGGACUCCGACUCGCCGGAGUCUCCUCCGGACAGCACAGAGACCCAUGAGGUUGCGAUGGCCCGAGAAAACCUGGUCACACUCAUGUCUGAACAGAAAAAGAUCCACAAACAGAAGGCGUUGCUCGAGCGCAGAUUUCUGGAGCUUCGCGAUCGGGCCCAGCGCUUGGAGGAGCUGCUGCCCCGGCGGGUGAGCUCAGAGGAGCAGCGCGAGGUCUUGGGCCUCCUCUGCAAGGUCCACGAGCUGGAGAUCGAGAACGCAGAGAUGCAGUCCCACGCGCUGCUCAAGGACAACGUCAUCCGGCAGAAGAACUUUGUGGUGCAGCGCUUCGAGCAGCACAGGCACCUGUGUGACGAGAUCAUCCAGCAGCAGAGACAGUUCAUUGACGAUCACAGUCUGCUCGUACCUCCACACCUUCAGGAGCUGUAUGAUAUGUACAUGAGGGAGCUGGAUGAGAGGAAACUGGACAGAGCCAUGGCCCUCGAUAAGGUGACCAUCAGAAACACCAUCAAGGAGGGCUCUCUACCCAGGAUCACCCUGCCUGGUCAGGGUCGUGACAAUAUGCAGGACGUGGACUCAGACCAGGAGAAUGCGCGCAACCUGAGCUCUGAUAAUAGACGAGGCCAAGCCAAAAUCCGCAGGCAUACUUUGCCUCCCAUUAUGCCCGAGCUGGAGCUGGACAGUAACAGAGUUUUUAAGAACAGUCCUCACGCCAGGCAGAUGAAGAACUCUGCAGUAAUGACGCCGCCUCCCAUCCACAUUAACGGGAAGGGCAACAGAGAGCUGCAGCCGCUGGCUCCUGAGGGCUCCCUGAGCUACAGCCAUCUCAGCCACAGUGUCAGCAGCCACCUGGACUCUUCACCCGAGAGCAGUGAGGCCGGAGCUGACAUCCCCCUUUCACGAACUGAGCGGCAGCAGAUCCUAAAGGGGGUCCAGAACAUUGUAGUAAAAGCAGCCUGUCGUCGGUCCAAAGCACUGGAGCUGGAUGCCUUGCGGUUACCCCCUUCUCCCCUUGACCCCAAGAAGCAGAAAAGCAGCCUCUCUCUGAGUGAGGCGCCCCCCAGAGGUUUGCCAAUGCGCCGCGGCAGGCAGCCAAGCCCUGAGCUCAGACACGCCACCUCGGACGAUAACCUGUCCAGCAGCACAGGUGAGGGUCCCGGCCUGCAAGUGACCUGGACACGCACAAAUCAACGCCAGGUUGCCACUAAGAACCAAACACCCCGUGAAGUGGACUUUGAGGCUCGCCGCAAGAAGAGGCGCUCACGUUCUUUCGAGGUCACCGGUCAGGCACUGCCUCAAACCAAGACGACCACCGCUCAGAGGUUCCGUCCUCUGGACAGCACAUCAGACCCCCAUCUGCACAAUAACACCCAGCCCCAAGCUCCCGUCCUCCGGCCCCAGUUCAGAGGGGUCCCACCUCUCGCCAAAGUCAGGCCACCCCACAGCAAUCAGCAGACAGGCUCAAAUGCAGAGUCCUCCUCAGCCCACAUGAAUAACCUGAAGCGGGGGCCCCAGCUGCGGCAGCCCCAGCCCCUCCUCUACAUCACCACCACAGGCACCGGGGGCCAGCGCGCACGCAGACACUGAGCCGUUACCCACAAUUAUCCUCAACACCAGCACUGAAACCCCAAACUGGCUGAGCCCGAAGGGGAACUGCAUCCUGUAACUGGAGAGAGCUGAGCGCACCAAAACUCACUGUGUAAAAAUGGACCUUAACCCCUCAGUGACUCACAUUAGUCAAAACCGUGAAGCAGUAGAUGGACGCCUCCACUCUGGUCUCCUUUUGUGCUUUGUCAUGCUGGAUUACGUGUUAUCGUCAAGUCAGGAUGGUGUCAAGCUCACUGUGAAUUCAACAGCGUACUAAUGUUUGUGCAUUAUUAGUAUAUACAGUUUGCAAAAUUUCAUUGGUUGUUAUGAUGGCCAGAAACUGAAACAUCAAGCUGAUGGGGGAUAUCACACUAAUGACCAUGUCCACACUGUGUAAUGAGGCCUCCUGUUAAAUUGUCUCAGCAUCAUUUUUUUUUUUUUGCAGUGAUGUUGUUUCAAUUUAACAAACUAAUAUUUAUGUACAAAACCUUGAUUGUUGUGAACUUCUGGAUUCAAACUCAAUGUUGUAUUCUCACGCGCCCCAGGUCUAUGCCUUUUUUUUUACCCACAUGUGGCUGUUGAAAUGUCAUUUCAGUGUGUGUGUAGAUGUAUAGCACCUCAAGUUGCUUUUCCUGAUUAGUUGGCAGUGUAUUUAAUGAAUUAUUUAAAUGUUGCCUUUUCUUUUAUGUUGUCGUCAUUGACAUUGUUUUCAUAAUUACUACUUUCUAUGCUUUAUUUUGUACAUUUUUUUUAUUUGUACCCAAAUAAAUACAAAUGAAAUA